Messenger RNA from Scleropages formosus (Asian bonytongue), 1398 nucleotides. Its product is annotated as fos-related antigen 1-like. The record is from RefSeq and is a predicted model, not a curated record. Gene Ontology annotation, cellular component: nucleus. Gene Ontology annotation, biological process: regulation of transcription by RNA polymerase II. NCBI's taxonomy places the organism in Eukaryota, Metazoa, Chordata, Actinopteri, Osteoglossiformes, Osteoglossidae. Gene Ontology annotation, molecular function: DNA-binding transcription factor activity, RNA polymerase II-specific; RNA polymerase II cis-regulatory region sequence-specific DNA binding. Bases 109 to 1056 code for a protein of 315 amino acids. The transcript is spliced from 4 exons.
GAUUCCUUUCCCUUCCCUCUUUCCGCGACAUCGCGUUAAAAGAGUGUGUGUUUAGUGAAGCGACGCGGGCUGCGCACACGCCGCCGGUUCGCAUCUCUCUUCCCGCCGAUGGAGCGCAUCUACCCGAGCGGCGCGCGCGCGCCUGGAACCCGGGGCAGCGGAGUGGGGUCGGCGGCGCCUUCUCUUCAGCCAACGACGUUCCGAAUUCUCAGCUCAGCCCAGGUGGUUCCGAGCCUCUCCAGGCCGUGCCUCAGCUGGGCGGUGCCUCCCUCUCUCUUGGUCCAGACGAGUGCUUCCUGGAGCCCCCAGGCACCAUCAUCCUCCCCAUCAGCCAAAGCCACGUGGCAGAAAGAUGCAACAAGGGAUACGGGGAAACCAAGCAGCAGGACCAGAAAGCUACCCAAGGAGCAUCCUUCUCCAGAGGAGAUGAAGAAGAGGUCGCGGAGGGAGCGGAACCGCAUGGCUGCAGCUCGAUGCCGAAACCGGCGCCGGGAGCUGACCGACAAACUGCAGAAGGAAGCGGACGACCUGGAGCGCCAGAAAGCCCAGCUGCAGGAGGACGUAGCGGAGCUGGAGAGGGAGAAGAGCCGCCUGGAACUGGUGCUGGACGUUCACCGUCCCGUCUGCAAGGUCCGCAAGUCCACCUCCAAGUUGUCGGCGCCGGCGGACGUCAGAAGUUGCUCCGCCGACGAAAAUCCACGCGGCCCUUCGUCCGGCGCGGGCGAUGACCCGUCGGAAAAGCCAAACCGGAAUAUCAGAACAGCGCCCCCUGUUGGUACCUCCACCGCUGCAUGCUUUACCCCAAAAUCUGAAUCCCUGCACGCGGUUCUCUGUGUCUCAACUCCAUCCCUCACACCGCUGUCCUUUGACUCUGUCUUCUCUUACCCAUGUUCCGCUAUUCAUCUGAAGGCGACUGAGCCCCCCCGCCAUCCCAGUCCUCGCGCGUCCAUUGACGUGUCCCCCCUGCGCUGCGGUGUUGCUUAUCGCCAUGGUAGCACCAGUGGGGACCAGUGCUCAGAUCACUCUCUGAACUCUCCCACCCUUCUGGCCCUGUGAGCUAAGUGCAGAACUCUCUAGAACUUAUUCUAUAGCUUUCCUAGAAUGUAUUCACAAAUACCAAAAAUGAGGGAAAACAAGAUUGUGUGUUUGAUCUACAAAUGUUUCCGAUAAUAUUAUUAGAAAUUCAGUGCUGAUAUUGAAAAUCGUUUUUUGGGUGGAUAGGACUGCAGAUGAGAAGUUUUUUUUUUUAAAGAUUUUUAAAAUGUAUGAAAUGUUAUGGUUUCAAAUAUGAAUGCAUAUAUUUAUUUUUAUUUUACUUUAAUAUAUUUAUGUAUUUAUAUUAGAUUGUAAUUUUUGAAAUCAAUGGAAAGGACUCUUUUAAUAAAAUUGAAUGAUCAU